Messenger RNA from Lontra canadensis (Northern American river otter), 304 nucleotides. Its product is annotated as cytochrome c oxidase subunit NDUFA4-like. Bases 1 to 246 code for a protein of 81 amino acids. The transcript has a single exon. NCBI's taxonomy places the organism in Eukaryota, Metazoa, Chordata, Mammalia, Carnivora, Mustelidae. The record is from RefSeq and is a predicted model, not a curated record.
AUGUUAUGCCAGAUCAUUGGUCAGGCCAAGAAGCAUCUGUGCUUGGUUCCCCUCUUCAUAUUUAUUGGGGCAGGUAGUACUGGAGCAGAGCAGUUCUUGCACCUGGUGUUGUUCAAUCCAGAUGUCAGUUGGGAUAGAAAGAAUAACCCAGAAACCUGGAACAAAAGGAGUCUCAAUCACCAAUACAAGUUCUACUCAGUGAAUGUAGAUUACAGCAAACUGAAGAAAGAAGGUCCAGACUUCUAAAUGAAAUGUUUCACUCUAAAGCUGCUUAGAAUGAAGGUCUUCCAGAAGCCGUCUGCAC